This is a messenger RNA of Miscanthus lutarioriparius, 810 nucleotides long. The record is from the annotation of a GenBank genome assembly. Lineage: Eukaryota; Viridiplantae; Streptophyta; Magnoliopsida; Poales; Poaceae.
AUGGAGCUGCAGGGUCCCAGUGCCAAGAGGAUGAGAUCGGAGGACCUCGCAGCCGGUGAGCCCCCGCCGUGGGCAACGGAAGCCACGGAGGCGGGCAAUCCCGGACCUACAACCCACAGCAAAGAACCGCCGCCGCCUGGUGCUGGCGGCGGCGACGACGACGUCGACCGCAUCAGCGGCCUCCCCGACGCCGUCCUCGGUGAGAUAGUUUCGCUUCUCUCCACCAAGGAAGCCGGUCGCACCCAGAUCCUCGCCUCGCGGUGGCGCCACGUCUGGCUCGCCUCCCCUCUCGUCCUCGACGCAUUGGACCUCUACACCAAGCGCAUGGUCUCACUCAUCCUUUCCGCCCAAGGCCUCCAGAAGUUUAACGCCGCCAACGAGGCCAUCGCCAGCGCGGUCUCCCUCAUCCUCUCCGCCCACCCGGGCCCCGGCCGCCGCUUCUGCGUCCCGCCGUACUUUCUCCAGGACCGUCCGGCCACCGUGGACGCCUGGCUCAGCUCCCCGGCGCUUGUCAACCUCCAGGAGCUUGAUUUCUGGGAACGGAAAGAUAUGAAAUAUUGGUAUAUGCAACCACCGUCUCCGUUAGCAUCGCCACCUGCCUCUGCUUUCCGGUUCUCAGCUACCCUCCGAGUUUCUACCUUGGGCAAAUGCGAGCUCCUGGAUAGCUCAGUGGAAGGGAUUCACUUUCCCUACCUCAAGCAGCUCGGCCUUGAAGACGUCAGCAUCUCAGACUCUCAGAGGGCUCACUGCAUACCAUCAUUUCCAGCUGCCCUGUCCUGGAGGCUGGAGUGCCUGCUGCUUAAAGUCUAA